Labrus mixtus (cuckoo wrasse) is the source of this 1018-nucleotide messenger RNA. RefSeq lists its product as uncharacterized. Lineage: Eukaryota; Metazoa; Chordata; Actinopteri; Labriformes; Labridae. The transcript is spliced from 3 exons. Bases 53 to 463 code for a protein of 136 amino acids. Gene Ontology annotation, cellular component: axon; extracellular region. Gene Ontology annotation, molecular function: neuropeptide hormone activity. The record is from RefSeq and is a predicted model, not a curated record. Gene Ontology annotation, biological process: digestion.
GGUUAUCUGUGUUUGUAGAAGCUUACACUGGUCUUUUGGUAUAAAAGAGGCGAUGUGUGCAGAAUCGUCAACACUGCAGCAGAAGCAGAACUGGUCUCUCAUCUCACUGUGCACAUAUCUCAUCAUUAAAGACAUGACGGGGAAAGUUGUCCUGGUGUUUGCACUGUUGGUUGCACUUGUUGUGUCUGGUGCAGCCUCCUCACCUGGAUAUGCAAAAGACACUAAUGCACUCCAGCAGCUUCUAGCCAAGAGGGGGAAAGUGAUAGACAUGGCUGCCAGACAAGAGCCGCCGUCCCACUCUCACUCUGCACGGACGCAGAGACGGGCACACCUAUCAGAGGAUGAACGUGAGAUCAUGACCAAACAAGUAAUGCAAGCUAUCUCAGAGAUGAUGAACUCUGACUGCAUGCUGGAUCGGGACUACCAGGGCUGGGUCGACUUCGGACGCCGGGACGCAGAGUGAGACACAGCGGCGACCUGAGAGAUCGGCCUCCAUGCUUUCUGUUCAGAUUUUACAUGAAGUCAAUGUUUAUUUUCCCUGCACCUUUUUAAAUAAACCUUUUUAUGCAGAAUUAUCAAAUGUGUUACUUCAAUACUGUCAUGAGGGAAUAAAGGAGAUGAAACAGCAUUCGAUGAAAAUGCAAAGUUUAUCCACAGGUGGUAAAAAUUGUACACAUACAUAUGUACAGCUUUGAUGCAAACACAGAAGAAACAGCAGCGCAGAGUGGUUUGGUUGAUUCAAGUCACAACACAGAUUAUUGCAACCUGUGUUCAUGGUUUCUUCCCUUUUUAAUCUAUAGUUUCCUAUGCCUUUUUGCUACGGAUGAUUGCUUGACAGUGAUUUUGAAGAAUAAUGCUGUCUAUAUAAAAAUGAACACUCUUCUACUUGUCAUUUAAAUAACGUCAUGGAGAAUUCACAAAACAAUUGAGUUCAUUGAUAUCCCAGUGAUUUCAAAAUCCCUGAUGACAUUGAAUACAGCACAAGCAAAAUUUUCAGAAGAACAGUUCACAAACAUGU